AUGAAUUUAGAAAUUAAAGGAGUUUCUGCUUCCCCUAAGAGCCUAACUCAGCAAUUCUCCAGUAAUAAGAAGCAUAUGCAAGGAUGGAGAUUCAGAUCCUGGGCAUGCCGUAGUCCACGUCCGUCUGAUGUGCCACAGCUUGAUUUUGGGAGACUGGUAGACUCCGAUGAUGAGGAUGAUUCUACAGGUCUUCCUCUUAGUACAGUUUGUCUUAAGUUUGAUGCACCCUAUUCCUCCUCUGCUAUUAGUUGGGGCUUGCCUUGUACUGAUGAUCUUUCAAAUGAGCAGAAAACAAUACCAGAAAAUCUGCCAUCUCCAACCCAGAAAUAUAAGCAAAAAUAUCAGCAAUAUCAGACAGAGAUGAAAGAGGGCUAUAAGCGCUAUAGUCAGAUAAAUUCAGAGAAGAAACAACCAAAUAUUCCAUGGCAGCAGUCUCCAAAGAUUAUAGAGGAAAUGAAUGCACAAGUUGACGAACAGGUCCAGGACAGUAUUACAGCUUUGGACAGGAAAGCCCUUUUGCAGCAAUGUUAUACAAACAGCCCUUUCAACAUACGGCAAUGCGAAAAGAGAUCAGAAGCUGAAGUUGUGGCUGCCGAGAAGAAGCAGCAAGCUGUAAUAGAACAAGUGAUGAUUGAUCAAUUAUCCAGAGCAGUCAUCAGCGACCCAGAACAAAAUUCAAUAAUUGGUAGCCAGCAAGUUCCUUAUCUUCCUCUUUUCCUUGAAAAGGCACCUCUACAUCAAAGGAAACGAACACUACAUGAAACAAAGAUAAAAACCAACUCAACAUUAACGGAAAAUAUGCUUUCAAACAAGUUACGAUUUGAUGCUCGUAUUUUGUCAAGGAAUGGACGUGAUGCUUGCAGAGAGCUGAUGGGGUUCUUCUUUGCACAUGACAAGUCACUUACCAUUUACGAAUAUCGACAAUUUGGCAGCAGUAGAACAAAUGCACUUCCACUUAUUCAUAAAGGCAUUUAUAGUCAUCAACAUGGACGAAGAAAAGGCAAACAGUAUCAACUUCGAGACUUUUAUGUUGGUGCUAACUUGACAUUUUUGAGUUCUUAUCAUCUUAAUCUUCCAGAAAGCAUAAAAGAAAAUCCAUUAAUUACUCUUCGAAUCACACAUGUUGAUCAAUUAACUUUAGACGAUCUCAGAAAAAAUUUUGUGGAAAAUGGAGAUGGUUUGACUGAACAAGAGGCCAGUGAUAGAAACAUCUUCAAGAGUAUACAAGAUCUAUUAAAAGAGAAAUUACAUCAAAGGGCUGUUCGUAUUCUAACAGGAUUGGGAAAAUACUUCCGGAAUUUGGACAAAAAAGGGAAUGGUCUGCUAUGUAAAGCGGAUUUCAAACAGACCCUAAAAGUAUUUUGCUUAGAGGUUCCUGAAAAGGACUUUGAAGAUUUAUGGUUAAUUCUGGAUAUCAACAGUAACGGUCAAGUUGAUUGGGGAGAAUUUAAACGUGCCAUUUUUGGUGAAAUGAAUGAAUACAGAAAAACAUUUCUUCGAAAAGCCUAUAUGAAGCUAGACUUCACCAAAACUGGCAGCGUGAGCAUGGUUGACAUCAGAAAAUGCUAUUGUGCCAAGAAACACCCUCAUGUGAUAUCUGGUUGUGCAACAGAGGAAGAAAUUAAAUCUUCAUUUAUAGAAACCCUAGAGAAUGCCUGUAGCCAUCCCCAUGAAGUGUUAUACUGUGAAUUUGAAGAUUACUAUGAAGGACUAAGUUUUGGAAUAUCAGAUGAUGAAGAUUUCAUUAAUAUCUUAAGGAAUUCUUGGGGGAUUUAG
Messenger RNA from Trichosurus vulpecula (common brushtail), 1776 nucleotides. It is a transcript of the gene CAPS2, whose product is annotated as calcyphosine 2. Gene Ontology annotation, molecular function: calcium ion binding. The record is from RefSeq and is a predicted model, not a curated record. Bases 1 to 1776 code for a protein of 591 amino acids. The transcript has 17 exons. NCBI's taxonomy places the organism in Eukaryota, Metazoa, Chordata, Mammalia, Diprotodontia, Phalangeridae.